AUGGCGGACGACGAUUACAAUGAAGUUGACAUGGGGUAUGAGGAUGAGCCUCCAGAAGCUGAUAUUGAGGAAGGGGUUGAAGAAGAUCCUGAGAACAAUGAGGAUGCCCCUGAUGAUGUGGUAGGGGGUGAGGGUGAAGAAAAGGAACAGGAAAAGACUGCCCGUCCACGCAAUACAACAAAAUAUAUGACCAAGUAUGAGCGGGCACGCAUCCUUGGCACACGUGCUUUGCAGAUAAGCAUGAAUGCCCCAGUUAUGGUUGAGCUUGAGGGCGAAACUGAUCCUCUUGAGAUUGCCAUGAAAGAACUGAGAGCACGCAAGAUCCCCUUCACGAUUAGGCGAUACUUACCUGAUGGAAGCUACGAGGACUGGGGAGUCGACGAGCUCAUUGUGGAGGACUCGUGGAAGCGUCAGGUUGGCGGGGACUAA
This is a messenger RNA of Triticum turgidum subsp. durum (durum wheat), 429 nucleotides long. Lineage: Eukaryota; Viridiplantae; Streptophyta; Magnoliopsida; Poales; Poaceae. The record is from the annotation of a GenBank genome assembly.